This is a messenger RNA of Cyphellophora attinorum, 1227 nucleotides long. Its product is annotated as N-glycosylase/DNA lyase. Gene Ontology annotation, cellular component: nucleus. NCBI's taxonomy places the organism in Eukaryota, Fungi, Ascomycota, Eurotiomycetes, Chaetothyriales, Cyphellophoraceae. The record is from RefSeq and is a predicted model, not a curated record. The transcript has a single exon. Gene Ontology annotation, biological process: nucleotide-excision repair; base-excision repair, AP site formation; base-excision repair. Bases 1 to 1227 code for a protein of 408 amino acids. Gene Ontology annotation, molecular function: damaged DNA binding; 8-oxo-7,8-dihydroguanine DNA N-glycosylase activity.
AUGACUAGCGGCCGCAUCACAGAAUGGCGCAAAUUGCCAGUCGCACUCACAGAACUAUGCCUCGCAACGACCCUCCGCUGCGGCCAGUCUUUCCGCUGGAAACAAUGUCCCGACGACACCUGGGCGUGCUCCCUGCGCGGCAGAAUAGUGCAACUUGCCCAAGAACCAUCAUACGUCAAAUACCGAUCGAUCUGGCCAUCUGCGGUUGAAGCACCGCCUACACCUCCCUCUUCAGCGCCGCCAACAGAAGCAGGUGACGAGGGAGACGACACCCUUGAUCUACUGUACCACUACCUCAACCUCCAGCCGAACCUGACACAAUUGUACGAGCAAUGGUCUGCUGCCGACGCAAACUUCAGAAAGAAAGCACCGAAGUUCACUGGUGUACGAAUACUACGGCAAGAUGCGUGGGAAGCACUGAUCUGCUUCAUAUGUAGCAGCAACAACAAUAUCAGUCGCAUCAUGCAGAUGGUCGAUAAGCUGUGCCUGCACUACGGGCCUUAUGUUGCGACGUUAGAUGGACGGGCAUAUCAUGAUUUUCCACAGCCGUCUGCGCUCACGGGCGAGAAGGUCGAAGCGCAUUUGAGAGAACUGGGAUUUGGGUAUCGUGGGCGUUUCAUCGUCGAGACGGCACGAGUGAUUGCGAACGACCGUGAACCAGGCUGGCUUGACUCACUGCGCAACCCCGAGUCGCCGGCUUUUGGUCAGCGUUCGAGCCCCGCGGGGCAAUGGAAGACAGAAGGUCGCGAUGGCUAUCGCACCGCCCAUGAAGAACUCCUCCAACUCCUGGGCGUAGGCGCCAAAGUGGCCGACUGCGCCUGCCUCAUGGGUCUCGGUUGGGGUGAGGCCGUCCCGAUCGACACCCACGUCUGGCAAAUAGCCGUGAGGGACUACAAGUUUGGUAAGGGCAAGCAUAGUAGUCUCACGAAGGCGACGUAUGAUAGCGUGGCCAACCACUUCCGGAAGCUGUGGGGGCAGGAGGCUGGGUGGGCGCACAGUGUGUUGUUCACGGCGGACUUGAGAGCGUUCUCGGAGCGCCUGACGGCCAAGACUGAGGUCAAGGUGGAGGUGAAGGAAGAGGAUGUUGUGGUCAAGGUGGAGGCGGUGGAGCGGAAAGUAAGGGUUGGUGUCAAGCGAGAGAACGAGGAUGAGAGGGUGAUGCUGGAGCUGGAUGAGGUGAAGGUUAGUAGUAGUGAACGAGUCAAGCGACGGCGGAGGGCACGAUGA